Molecule: messenger RNA, 895 nt
Organism: Cokeromyces recurvatus
Lineage: Eukaryota; Fungi; Mucoromycota; Mucoromycetes; Mucorales; Mucoraceae
Exons: 5
Coding region: 1-444 (147 amino acids)
Source: RefSeq, a predicted model, not a curated record
AUGAAGGAAGCUGAAAUUUGUUACAGAAGUAAUCCAAAUGAACCAGAGAUUGUUUGUGAAGCACGAAUAUUUGGUGCCCCAAGUUUAUUCAGCUUGUAUAAAUCAAAAGAAGAAAUUGGAAAUAUCAAAAAUGCAAAGAGAGAUGUCUUGUUCUACGAAUCAGAACGUAAAGUUGUAAAAAGAAACACAGAAAACCGAAAAGGCCAAGUUGUUGGAAACACUCAGGGAUCAAUCAAAUUUUGGAAAAGCAAUUAUUCUGUAGACUUUUUAACUUUUAUUCAAGAAAAUGAUAAAGCUUGUGUGGUGAUGGUAUUAGAUUAUGCAGGAUUUACGACCAAUAUGAGUGAUUUGAAGACGAAAACAAUCCCAAAUUACAAAAAAUUAUCAUUGACUUGUAUUUCUACGGAAAUCAUUUCAAAGUUUUUGACAGGGAGUAAUUGUUGAAUAAUGCGAAAGACUUGCAAUUAUUCAACUGUCGUCUUAAUUACAAACAAUGAAGCAAAUAGGCGACUUUACUGAUUUUAAAGUCAUGAUGACGACUCUCCGUGUCAAUAAAUCCAUACUUUUAUUUAUUGAAUUAAAGAGUUUUCUAUCAAAACUGGGCUAAUACUAUAUCUCUUGUAUUUUAAAGGCUCAGAAUCAAUCCUUUCGUUACAAAGUAACAUAGGCUGCAUGGGAUUAUUGUCGUAGCAAACGUCGACAUCUUCAAAACUUUCCAUUCUUUUCAAAAACUUUUUCACGUUAGAUUCGGUGUAUUUAUGGCAAAAAAAUAAAUAAAUAUUGCCUGUUCUCUGGUUAUAUUCUUGGUCAUUAGUUAGCAACCUACGUUGAUUAGGGUUGAUAUUAUUAGAGAAAAAUGGACAGGUUGAAAAAAAAAAAAUUGGGAACUCAUAAG